CUUUCUUUUCCCCUUAUGUCCGUCCUUGGCCAUGACGAAAGACCCUUAUAACAGAAACAACUUCAGAACCGAAAUGAAAAUGAUGAUAUGAAUCAAACCGUAGUAGGAAAUGGCUCAAACAAUAUUCCACUUCAUUGGAACACCUCCUCCUCUUCUCCCACCUUCAAAUUCCAAGUUGCAGUUGAGAAGGAAUCACGUGUUCCAAUGCCAGUGUUUCUCAAAUACAAGCAGUAAUAGUAACAGUAACGGUAGCGCACCGAAUAGUAGAAGAAAGAGUUCUAACUCAGAAACCGAAACACCUCCGAUACUCAAAGCUGCAGUGAGUGCAGUGACGGAGCUCUUGAGGCUCUUCUCCCCUUCAAAUCAAGCAAGCUCUUUGAGCCAAGAUACCGAGGAAUUCCGAGAUGAAUUCCCUCUUUCUAGCGUUGAUGAUGUCCUAAACAUCAUCCAGUCUGAUUAUGACAAAGCUUAUUUUGUUACAGGAAACUUCACCAAUUCAAUUUAUGCCGAAAACUGUAUCUUUGAAGAUCCAACUAUUAAAUUUCGUGGUAGGGAGCUAUAUGCACGCAACCUGAAAUUGCUCGUUCCCUUCUUUGACUGUGCAUCAAUUAGACUGCAAAAGAUUGAGAAGGAUGUCGAUUCUGAAACAAACUUUGUGCUAGCAACUUGGAAACUAAGGACCAACUUGAACCUUCCUUGGAGACCUCUGAUUUCAAUUGAUGGAAGCACAUAUUAUGAAUUAGAUAAAGAUUUCAAAAUUGUUAGACAUGUUGAGAGUUGGAAUGUUUCUGCACUUGAAGCAAUAUUGCAGAUUUUCACCUUUACCUCUGAAAUCACCGGUGUUUGAAUGCCAUAAAGUUGUGCAUUCACGUAUCUUUUUUAUUUGCAGCUGCUGACAGUCUACACGCAUCUCUUGUUUCUAUUAUUAAAGGAUAUAGGUGAAAUCAUAUCUAGGAUUAAUUGCAGCGUAUUUAAGAAAGGGAACCCCAUACAUCUCGACAAGUUCGUGCCUCUUUAGGAUUUUAAGUGCUAGAAGGAUUGCUUGAUCCUGCUGCUCUCAUUCUAACUUGGAAGAAACUGCAUGAAGAUCAACACAAAAUAGCUUUUGCUAUAAAGUCAGAAUAAUAGGGUUCUAAAUACUACAUUUUUUGGGUUGGUUGUGGGUGUGUUACGUGUACGUGAUGUUAUUAAAUAGAGGAAUGUUGUUUAGUUAUAGAAUAUUGACAUAUUGAUUGUUACUUGUGGAUUGUUGUUCAUAUAGGUACAGAUGUCAGUCAUCU
Molecule: messenger RNA, 1280 nt
Organism: Arachis stenosperma
Lineage: Eukaryota; Viridiplantae; Streptophyta; Magnoliopsida; Fabales; Fabaceae
Exons: 8
Coding region: 110-847 (245 amino acids)
Source: RefSeq, a predicted model, not a curated record